AAAUUACAUAGUUUCUUGCCCUGUAUACACCUUGAGGUGAGCACAAAAUUAAAAUAAAUUGCAACCAUGAGGGAAAUCGUGCACAUCCAGGCCGGUCAAUGUGGCAACCAGAUCGGUGCCAAGUUCUGGGAAGUCAUAAGUGAUGAGCACGGCAUCAACCCCACCGGCACCUACCAUGGCGAUAGCGACCUGCAGCUGGACCGCAUCUCUGUGUACUACAAUGAAGCCACAGGUGGCAAGUAUGUUCCUCGUGCGAUCUUGGUGGAUCUAGAACCUGGAACCAUGGACUCUGUUCGCUCAGGUCCUUUUGGUCAGAUUUUCAGACCAGACAACUUUGUUUUUGGUCAAUCCGGGGCAGGCAACAAUUGGGCCAAGGGCCAUUAUACAGAGGGGGCAGAGCUGGUUGACUCGGUGUUGGAUGUGGUGUGGAAGGAGGCUGAGAGCUGUGACUGCCUGCAGGGCUUCCAGCUGACGCAUUCCCUUGGCGGGGGCACGGGCUCUGGAAUGGGCACCCUGCUCAUUAGCAAGGUCCGUGAAGAAUACCCCGACCGCAUCAUGAACACCUUCAGUGUGGUGCCCUCACCCAAAGUCUCUGAUACCGUGGUUGAGCCCUAUAACGCCACCCUGUCGGUCCAUCAGUUAGUAGAGAACACUGAUGAGACCUACUGCAUUGACAACGAGGCGCUUUCCGACAUCUGUUUCCGCACCCUGAAGCUGACCAUGACCACGCCAACUUACGGGGACCUGAGCCAUCUCGUCUCAGCCACCAUGAGCGGUGUCACCACCUGUCUCCGCUUCCCCGGCCAGCUCAAUGCUGACCUCCGCAAACUGGCGGUCAAUAUGGUGCCCUUCCCCCGUCUCCACUUCUUCAUGCCCAGCUUCGCCCCUCUAACAAGCCGAGGCAGCCAGCAGUACCGGGCCCUCACCGUGCCCGAACUCACCCAGCAGGUCUUCGAUGCCAAGAACAUGAUGGCUGCGUGUGACCCCCGCCACGGCCGCUACCUCACCGUGGCUGCUGUGUUCCGCGGCCGGAUUUCCAUGAAGGAGGUCAAUGAGCAGAUGCUGAAUGUGCAGAACAAGAAUAGCAGCUACUUCGUGGAAUGGAUCCCCAACAACGUCAAGACCGCCGUCUGUGACAUCCCGCCCCGCGGCCUCAAGAUGGCAGUAACCUUCAUCGGCAACAGCACCGCCAUCCAGGAGCUGUUCAAGCGCAUCUCGGAGCAGUUCACGGCCAUGUUCCACCGGAAGGCCUUCCUCCACUGGUACACGGGCGAGGGCAUGGACAAGAUGAAGUUCACCGAGGCCGAGAGCAACAUGAACGACCUCGUCGCCGAGUACCAGCAGUACCAGGAUACCACGGCUGAAGAGGAGGAGGAUUUCGGAGAGGAGGCAGAAGAGGAGGCCUAAGUGCAGAGCCCCACUGCCCCAGGCUUCUCAGUUCCCUCAGCUUCUUCCUCAACGACCCUGUUCCUUUCCCUCCGAUUUUUUGCUUUUCCUGCUUCCAUCUUUUUUUUUUUUUGUUCCUUUUUUUUCCCUGUUUCUUUUAGGGGGAGUUCAAACACUGCCUGGCACAUGAUAGGCGCUCAAUAAAUACUUGUUGUUGAAUGUC
This is a messenger RNA of Sorex araneus (European shrew), 1609 nucleotides long. RefSeq names its product tubulin beta 8 class VIII (gene TUBB8). Gene Ontology annotation, cellular component: microtubule; cytoplasm. The transcript has a single exon. Bases 67 to 1407 code for a protein of 446 amino acids. NCBI's taxonomy places the organism in Eukaryota, Metazoa, Chordata, Mammalia, Eulipotyphla, Soricidae. The record is from RefSeq and is a predicted model, not a curated record. Gene Ontology annotation, biological process: mitotic cell cycle; microtubule cytoskeleton organization. Gene Ontology annotation, molecular function: GTPase activity; structural constituent of cytoskeleton; GTP binding.